This is a messenger RNA of Perkinsus marinus ATCC 50983, 831 nucleotides long. RefSeq lists its product as hypothetical. NCBI's taxonomy places the organism in Eukaryota, Perkinsozoa, Perkinsida, Perkinsidae. The record is from RefSeq and is a predicted model, not a curated record. The annotation marks the transcript as partial. The transcript has a single exon.
AUGGAGAAGUCCGACAUUCAUCUCGUGGCUACCCCGGCGUUCCUUGAGGAGAGAUCUGAUGAAGUACAGAAACUCUACCAGGAUCUUAUCGAUGAGACUAUGGCUACCCGCAAUACUGUUGUUAAGGUGUUCGAUGCUCCUGCCAACUUGGUUCAGAAAUCCGGUGCUCAAGUAUUGCAGUUUGCUGCCUUUGAUGUUGAUCGUACGGGCCGAGCCUACAUCUCUGAGAUCAACGAAUGCUUCCGUUCUCAUAACGUUGAACCCAAGAGAUUCUACGUGGACUCGUUCGCCAAUGGUAUCGUCACCUAUACUUGCUUCUUCGACCCCACUUUCCAGGGUGAGGCAUUGGAAAGGCUCGCGCAGACUCUUCGUUAUGUGAGCCAUUUCAAGCAUAACCCGAGGAAGUCCGGUUUGGUUUGGGAACUUGUGCUCAACAAUAAGAUCACACCCGAGCAUGCUAUCUUCCUUAUUACUGCUGCCAAGUUCAUCUUCUCAUUCUUCCCUAAGGAGACUGAGGAGUAUCUCGCUUUGGCCGACUAUUUCAAGAGUGACCCGUCCAAGAAGAGUGAGCUGGAUACUCUCUUCAGAGAUACCAUGGCUAAUGCUAUUACUUAUGAGAGGAUCUAUGAUGCUCUCACCUCCAACUAUGAGCUCACUCUCCCUAUGUUCGACGACUUCAAGAAGGUUGCCACUGGUCUAUGCAAGCCUUUCUACAAUGAGGAAUUGGCUGCUAAGGUUGAUGAUCAGGUUGGAUCUCGCUUCGAUGCGAAGAUCUUGAAGACUCUGUUGAAGCUCAGCGCUCAUCUUCAGAUGACAAACUUCUUCAAGCUG